Messenger RNA from Podarcis lilfordi (Lilford's wall lizard), 17266 nucleotides. The record is from the annotation of a GenBank genome assembly. Lineage: Eukaryota; Metazoa; Chordata; Lepidosauria; Squamata; Lacertidae.
AUGGCCGACUCGACCCGGGGUCCUUUUGCCCGGGCCCUUUUGCAGCAGUGCCUGCACGCGAGGCUGCAGGUGAAGCCUGCCGAGCCGGACUCCGAAGCCGAGUGGGUGGAGGUAACGUCUGCACGGGCAGAUCUCUCGGGGUUGCCCCGCUUUGAUUUCAAUAAGGCAUCCCCCGACUUGGCGAGCAGAGAUCAUCGCUUUCUGCUCCUGUCUGCCUGCUCGUCCCUACCCCCACCAAAAUAAUAAUAAUAAUUAAUAAUAAUAAUAAUGUUGCCACCGCCGAAUUGAUCUUCAAUUUGCACAUCACCCUACUUGCUUCCUAAAAUAAUCAAGAUGUCCCGAUGUCAAUACGGAUUAUUGUAAUAAUCGUGAGGAUCCCCCCCACCAAGUGCCGGAAGUACUUCGCUUCCAUGGCUUUUUUCCCAUCGCUUCCGGCACUCAGGAAAAAUCCUGAAACGGAAUAGUGGACGUUUUCACGCGUGAAGUUUAAAGCCACGGUUUCUUCUCAUAUUGCUUAGCAUUACAGAGGCGUCUCCCCCUCCCCCCCUCAUUUUUCCUUUUUUCGCAUGGGGAACGAUCGUCAUGGAGCGAACUGCCUAGUAACCAAAAUAUACAUUUAACAUUUCGGCGAGACUUAAUUCUGAGUAGAGAUCAGGUUUUUUCACACGUUACACUGAACACAGGUACGAGCUGUCUCUGCACGUGCUCAGGUGCUAGUAUGGAAGAGAGCAUAAUCGUUGGUUGGUGCAGUUCGACUGUAGUGUACACAAGUGCACAGAAAGUACAUCUGCUUAAUGUAAUGUGUGAACACCCCUACUGAAACUUGGGAAGCAGCCCAAACUUUUUCCACUGGUACUCCAUGAGUUUCACUCAGGUGGUCCACAGCAUGUCUGUAAAAAUACAAUUACCGGUAGAUUCAUGUAGCACAGUACUUUACAGUUGCUACUGCAGGCAGAAAAAUCAAGUGAUUCCUCAGCAAUUUUCAGGUUGUGGGGAGCAGGGGACAGAGUUUAGGAACAACCACUGCAUUAGUUCAUCUAGCAGCUGAUUUCCAGAGUUUUGGGCAGGACUCUUUCUUAGGCUGACCUGGAGACACCAGGAAUUGAAUCUUGCAGUCUACCAUUGACCGAUAGGCCAUGCAUAUUGUGAAAGCACCUGGAGUAGUGAACAUUUGACAUCUCAGAUUUGACGUAUUGGAUUCAAAUUCAUCUCUGACCUACCUUACAGGGUGGUUGCAACACUAUAAAAAUGAGGAUAGUUAUCAUUAUUUUAUUAAAAUCAUAUUUACACAGUCCCCCAGAUGUUACAGGACAUUGUGAAGUGACAUUAAUAUUAUUGUUGGCUUAUUUUGUUUUUAAUUAUCUUUUCCUAAGCUCCAGAUUAGGCAUUAUUGUUUCAAUACACCUCAUGUUUAUUCUGAGAUCAGCUUAUUUGUACUCUGAAGAUUGUGACUGGAGAUUCAACUGAUAGUCGGAGACUAACAAUGUAUGGAACAUGCUUGCUGCUUGGCUGAUUUUUGGCUGAUUUUGUUUAACAAUUUGAAUACAUUUUGGAAAACCUAAGUAUAUUUUGAGUGUAUAUCAGACGUGUAUGCCUCAAAAUAAACUAUGUAACUUUGUAUUUAUUUGUUCAAGAAACAGAGAAAAUAAAACAUUCAGUUCUCUAUCAUGGAAGAAGUUGUUUUUAAAAGUAUGAUGUCUGAGGCACAAAGAAAUAUGUAUCCCAGAUAUAAAAAUGUUUAAUUUUAUUUGAGUGUGGUCUUUAUGGUACUUUCCACAACUUUCCACUAAAAGAAAUCUAGCUUGUGACCUUUUAAGACCUAGAUUACCUAUUACUUCAGAAUCUAGACACGGAAAAUAAAUUGCUUUUAUUUUGCAUACAGAAACAUUUCAGUUUACAUCUACUGAAAUGAAUGAGUUUUCCAAUUAAGGUUUAAAUCCUAGACAUACUUCCCGGGGAAUAAGUCUCAUGCAUGUCUAGAAGACAUGCAUAGGAUUGUGGUUUCAUGCACAAUAUUAAUAGAUCUCUUUAAUUACAGUAAAAAACGUAUGGGUAUAUGGAUGUGUAAAUAUAUUUCUUUGUUAUUUUGAAUAGAUACAGCGAGGACUUAUAAUCUAUGUAUGUUUCUUCAAAGGGGCUAGUGAAGAAAUUAUUCCCAAAAUGGGUAGGUGUUUAGAUAAAAUAGUAUUUAAAAACAGCCAUUUUAAAACGGCACUAAAAUAUGCAAAUAACUGCAGCUGCAUCAUUGAGCCUAUCAUAAAAUAGUAAUAAGAACUUGUUUCAUGAGAUUUUUGUAAUGAAAAGCUUUGAAUCAUUAAAAACUGCUCUCCAGGGAAAGUUCUAAGCAAGUAUUUCAUUCCGAAUCGUUCUGCAUACAAGUCCGAUGUGCUUUUAAUUAACUUGUUCUUAUUAAGGUUUGCUGUUUAAUAAGCUUGUUGAUGCAGAGUGCGUUAUUAAUACAGUGCCAUAUUUAGCUUAAGGCUUGAGGCAGUAUUGAAAUGUAGCCUGAAUCAGUAACUAUGUUUGUUACUUUCUGUCCUCCUUUUCUUUUAUACUGCAGUUUCUUUUGAAAAUAAAAAUUGUUAAGUGGCACACACUCAGUAUCAAGCCUUCUCUUUACAGAACACUUGUAGCCAGUGUUGUUCUUUCAAGAAGCAGGUACUGCUGAUUCCCUUGUGGCCAAAGACUUCUGGCUUUAGCUCCCACUGCAUGAACAUGUCAGAAAGGGCUUCACACCUUUGCGCCUUGUUACCUUUUGAUCAUCUUCUCUUGCAAAUGAUAUGGGUGAUGAAGAGCAGCAAAGGGGUUGAUUCUUAAAAAUUCUUUUCCAUUUGUACUUAAGGCGAAGUAGGAUUUUAAUCAUGGGUUAUAUCCAAAGAAGUCUUGACUGCACAAGGCCUUCUGCUUGCACAAUGAAUUUUCCCCUCUCUUUGCUCUCCCUACAUGCCCCCCAAUAUGUUCUGUGGGUUCCCCCAGUCCUCCAGAGCAGAUUUAGGGUGGUGUGUUGCAUGAACCAAGGAAGGGAGAUUGAGGAGAAGUUCUACUGCACAAGUACAAGUCCUGGCACUAACAGAACAGUUUGGUUGGAUGCAACCCUAUGAGCUUGGACUAGUCUUUCCAAAUUAGUUAAUAACUUGUGUUAUUACAAAGUACAAUCUUGUGUACUGCAAUGCAAUGCAGGAGUGAGGACGAACCCAACUUAGAUCCCUUCACAGUUAUGAAGCUUAGGGACAGACUUAUCUCUUAGCAUAAUCUAUGACCCACCAGGUUACCAGGAGAGUGAAAUGAAGUGAGAAUACAUAGCUGUCCCUUUUAAGGCUUCAGAAUAAGGGUUCAAAAGAAGUAUUUAUUCAUGGCCCAUUACGAGACAGUAAAAAACUAUUAAAUUAAUUGGGCUUAACCCUAAUUCGGUUAGAAGUAUUUCUACUUGCUCAUUUUUCUUGAUAUAUAAAUGUAUACCAGGUAGCCAGUAGAGGGAGCUAAUGUACAGGUAAAUGUGCUUCUUCUCCACUAUUGUAUAAGAGGAAACUGGACAUUGGAAUUCAGGUACUAUCCCUGUUUCACCAUGCCUGUGUCUUGACUUUUUUCCUUGUGGGCAGAAUUUAACUUGCUGCAUUGCUAAUGCAUAACCACUUCACAAACCUACUAACUGCAAUCGUUUUUCCCUUCUCUGUCUUUGCAGUCAAUGCGCUCAUGAAUGUGAAGUUGAGUGAAACGGAAAGCGGCGAAUACGUUUCUGUUCUGGAUUUGCCAGGCAGCAUAUUAGUAAUACCCCAGGCCACGCUGGGUGGCAAACUGAAGGGGAGAAGAAUGCAGUAUCAUUCCAACAUUGAAAAGGAAAUCGGGAUGGAGCUGUAUUCCCAGUUUGUCACUCAGUGCGAACGAGAACUGACUGCAAAUACCAAAUGUGUAGAGGCUGGGGUUGCUCUCAAGUACGGCACAUAUGGAAACCGGCAGGUGUUGAAAGUGGAUACAAAUGGACCUUUCAGUCAUAUGAUUGAGUUUUGAGGAGGGAAAAAGUGAUUAAUUUUUUUAAGGACAUGCAUACUGCCUAAGGAAUGUUGCACGGUUGUGUUAAGGAAUAUAGUUCAAUGGAUUCUAAGCAUUUGAGAGCGAGGAAAAGAUUUCAGUAAGCCCAGCUAAUAAAUAAUUUAAUUCUUUUGAGUUAAAUUACCUCAAAAUGUCUUCCUCCUUCGUGUAUGGGACCUAACCAAUCAGUGGUUCUCGUUUUUUGACAAAAAGAGGCCCAGCUGCAGAACUGUCUUUGAAUCUAUUCUGUAGGUAAUGCCACCACUCUCUGUGGGUUGAGGAGUGAUGGAACAGGAGAUGGCCUUCACUUUGGAGAUGCCCAGGUUGUGGCAUCGGGUCCAUCUUGCACCAUCACCAGGUGCUUUUUGACACUGAGUCAAGACGAACUUCAUUAUCCAGGCCUUUGGCUGAGCAGACGUCCGUCCUUCUCCUACAUAUUGCUAUUCUGCACUGCUGCUUUGCUAGGCCAAGGUAGACUGGGUUCAUACCUUUUAUUUUAUUGUUGAUUUUUUGUAACCUGCCCUGGGGCAGUGAAGGAUGGGCUAGAAGUACAAAUAAAUAAAUCAAUAUGUAUAGUAAUAGCCAGUUCCCAGGAUUCUAUUUUUGUUGCACUCUAACAGGUUGCACUGUGGGUUAAACCACAGAGCCUAGAACUUGCCGAUCAGAAGGUCGCCGGUUCGAAUCCCCGCGAUGGGGUGAGCUUCCGUUGCUCGGUCCCUGCUCCUGCCAACCUAGCAGUUCGAAAGCACGUCAAGUGCAAGUAGAUAAAUAGGUACUGCUCUGGCGGGAAGGUAAACAGCGUUUCCGUGCACUGCUUUGGUUUGCCAGAAGUGGCUUAGUCAUGCUGGUCACAUGACCCAGAAGCUGUAUGCCAGCUCCCUCGGCCAAUAAAGCGAGAUGAGUGCCGCAACCCCAGAGUCGGUCACGACUGGACCUAAUGGCCAGGGGUCCCUUUACCUUUAACAUGACAAAGAAACAAGAUGUGCACCAGAACAAGAGUGAAGGAUGAAGAGACAUGUUCAUGGUCUCUACUUGCUUUCAGCCUGUGCCAAUGAUUAGGUCAUCCUUGAACCAAACUAUAGCUCUGUAACUUUUCUAUCAGCAGCAGAGCAUUACAGGCUUUGAGGAAAGAUGCAGCAGUGAAAGGGUGAACAGGCGAUCUGUUUUGGAUCUUUAGCCUUCCAUGCAUGAGUCAGCCGGCUGAAGAGAUUGGCACUUCUACAUCAACAUGGGUGAGAAAUGGUGGCUGAGGCAAUUUAGGGAAUGUAAUUCUUCCUGCUUUUGGUGAUAGCACUUUUUAUGCCACCCCCCCAAAAAAAACUACCCCGGCUCCUUUUUUAGGACUUUAAAAUUGAACAUUCUCCAUCAUAAAUAUAGACACUUUGUUAAUGGUGAAGAAAUUGUACUGAAUCUUUGAUUUCCAGUGUUUGCGACAUUGACCUGUGUGCUGCUUCCACUGUGAUACUCUGGGGUGAAUCAUGUGAUCAAGUUACUCUCUUUUACAGAAAAGAAAUAAUUUCUAUUCUGUUCUAUUGUAGUGCUUGUUUCUUAUUCCAGAGGCAUGCAUGUUGCUUGAUGAUGGGCUUCUAUAUUCCAAUAUGUAAUGAGACAGUAGAUGACUAGUUGGCUUCCCACUUGCUUAUAUUACAGCGUUCUCUUGAAAACCACUUGCAAAAUCAAAAAAAGGAAAUUCCCUAACGUAGCUUUGAUCUGUACAUUUUUUACUAUUUGACUGCUCUAAAUUUCAUAGUAGUACAUCAUGUUCUUUUUAACAAUAUUUGGAUAUUGGUCACGAUAUAACUUCUUAAUUCCAUACAUAUUAAAAUGUGAAUGUAAGGCGCUUAAUCAAUUGCAGUGUGCUGCAUUAGAAAGAGAUUACAACAUAUUUUGGAUUACGGACGAGGGGAGGGUGGAAUGCUACUGUGGAGACUAUAAUAAUCAGCUUCCCUCAUUAUUAUUUAUUAAAUCUUUAUAUCACCCUUCAUCUAAAGAAAAGAUCAUAGGGCAAUUCACAACAUAAAAACACAAAAUACAUAAUAAAACAAAAACAAACCAAUAACCCCCUCCCACAAACACAUAUAAAAGGACAUAGAAUGUUAAUCGGCCAAAGGCCUGGUUAUAAUGUUUUCGCCUGGCACCUAAAGAUAUGUAAUGAAGGCGCCAGGCAAGCCUCCCUGGGGAGAGCAUUCCACAAAUGGGGAGUCUCCGCAGAAUCAUAAAAUCGUAGAGUUGGAAAGGACCCUGAGGAUCAUCUAGUUCAACCCCUUGCUGUGCAGGAAUAUGCAGUUGUCCCAUACAGGGAUUGAACCUGCAACCUUGACAUUGUCAGCGCCUUGCUCUAACCAACUGAGAAAAGGCCUCGUGUUGCCGCCCUCUGGACCUCGUGUGGAAGAGGCACACAAAGAAGAGCCUCAGAUGAUGAGCCCAGGGUCCAGGUUGAUGCUUGUCCUUGAGGUAUUACGGUCCUGAGCUGUUUAAGGCUAUAUAGGUCCAAACCAGCACUUUGAAUUGGGCCUGGAAAACUAACUGGCAGUCAGUGCAGUUGGGUCAGGAUCGGUGUAAUACGCUCAAACCAUCUUGCACCGUUGAGCGGGUCACCAAAUUCUGCACCUGUUGAAGUUUCCAAACCAUCUUUAGAAGCAGCUCUACAGAUACGAGUGUUGCAACAAUCCAAUCUAGAGGUUACCAGAACAUAGACAAUAGAAGUUUGGCUAUCCCUGUCUAGCUAGAGGUGCAGCUGAGCCACCAGCUGAAGCUGAUGGAAGGCACUCCACCCCACUGAGGCCACCUGAGCCUCAAGCAACAGCAAAGGAUCUAGAAGGACAUACAAGUACAUACAAGCUACAUAUCUGCACCUUUGGAGGAGUGGAACCCCUUCAAGAGCAGGCAACCUCCCUUCCAUCCAGUCUAAGGAGCCACCUACCAAGAGUGCCUUAUCUGGAUUGAACUUCAGAUUGUUGGCUCAUUCAGUGCAUUAGUAAACGCCAUUCUCCACUCAUGCAUUUAACGGUAAAAAACUCCUUCGUGUUACAGUCAGCUGUCUUAGGUCAUUAUGAGUAAUAUUAAGCACAAAGUGAAUGAAGCUAGUGACUCAGGUUGUUUCACAUUUUUUUGGAUAGAGUUCAGUCAACAGUCAUCAUUACAAUGCUUGUGGGGAUACUUUGGCCUUGGGAAAAACACUCAGAGCAAACAGUGGGCAUUACUGCGCCCACCAAAUUUGGAGAAACAAGUUCACCAGCAUGAAGGCACUUGUUUCUGACUCUGAUGGCAACAAAUCUAAAUUACUUUUUCAGUUGCCCUCUAGCAGAGCUAUUCUGGGUGGUUAAGGUAAUGGUCAAACUUGCCUAACAGUCUGCAACAUCUGAAGUCUCUGCAGUCUGAUGUGACUAGUUUGCAAGGCACUGCAGGAAUAAAACCAUCAGAAACUCCAAUGUGUAUUUGUUUACCCAGGCUUACAGGGGAUUUGGUUGGCCUGCUAGAGACCCUCAGAGUUGCAUUCUGCCUAUUUGAGGAAUCUCUGGUAUUUUACUCAUGUUGUGGGUUAAAGUGUGACCACACAGUUGUGAAUAGUAUACAAUUAAAAUAAAUGACAUGGUGCCUGGCACCAAAAAUACCUCAAUCCACUUUUAUGUGGAUUUAUAAGUAACAGGCAACAUCUCUGAGGAAAGCAUUCCAGAGGCAGAUCAUUACAAUCAAGAAUGACAUCUCCCCAACUGCCACCUAUUUUAGCUCAGCCAGGGCAACAUAGGAUCAUAGAAUGAUAGCAUUGGAAAGGAUCCUAAGGGACACUUUGUCCAAGCCGCUGCAAAGCAGGAAUCUUUAUGCAUGUCCCCCAUCCAGUUUGAAACCAUACAGGACCCUGCUUAACUUUGCAAAUGUGUUAGCAAUUUUAUUGCUGCACCACUGUAGCAUAAAGACAGUCUUUAAGGGACUCCUUCUGGAACCUGGAUCCCAAGCUGUAGAGUGCUUUGAAGAUAAGCACCAGCACUUUGACCUGUGCCGGCAUGGGAAACAAGCCUCAGCCACUUAUGGUAAGUUUCAAUACUGCCUAUAAUGCUUUUAUUGCUUCCAGGUAGCCCAAGUGACUUUCUAUCACAAUCACUUUUGCUACUGUUUGGGUUGUUGGGUUUCUGUCAACGACCAGAGCCAAUUAUCAAGCUUAAGAGCAUUCACAUACAUGUUUUUCAAAGUAUCUUGGAAAUGUAUUGAAUGUGUUAACCAGGCAGUGUCCUGCUGAGUUCAUUGGAACAUCCAAGUCCAAAGAAGCAAACAUUUUGUGGGCUGCCCCGCACAUGGGUUGUGAACAGAAUUGUGUGUGUGACUGCAGUUAGAUCAAAUGCAGCAGAUCAAAUGCAUUUCAAAGGGGGCAGACGUGGCAGCGCAAGACGGAAUGUGGAUGUUUUAAAAGAAGGCAGGGCCACAAGGAAAUGUUUUCUCAAAAUAAAAAAAAUAAUGCAGGCUAAAAAGACAAGACUCUUUCCCCUGUCGUCGUCUUUUGGUUGCUAAGCGAAGCCCAACUCUCUCACUCUCCGUCUCUCUUUUAAGGAAAGGAAUGGCCCUGGCCCUGAAUGAAAGAAAAGUUUGACUCCAGAGCGGAACUAGCGGAGUUAUUUGUCUGUGGUUGCCUGGGGCCGGCUCCAAACCAAUUCAUCCUUGUGGAGGCCGAGACGUUUCAGCCUUGGCAAAGGGAGCGCAGUAGGUGUGUGAGUACAGAAGACAACAUGGUGCGGCGGGGAGGAGGAUCCGGCUUCGUCAAUAAUUCCUGCGAAAACAAAUGACAACGGUUUCACCCCUUUCAGGCGAGUUAAAAUAAAUAAAUAAAACAUAUAUGCACGCCUAUUGAUUACAGCACAGACCAGCAUAGCGUUGUCAGAAGAGAGAGAGAGAGGAAGAGGAAGGGGGGGGGAAAGCAGGCAGUGCGGAGGAGGAGGAGGAGGAGGAGAAGGGGGCGCCUGCUGCGAAUUGAAGCAGCCCCGCCACCCGAGAAGGGAGCCUCGGCCCGCCGCGCCGCCUUCCUCGCGGGAGCCUCUCCCGGGGCGCGAGGCCUGCGCUUGGCCGCCGUGGGCGCUCGAUGGCUCGGGGCCCGAUUGCACGGCCCUGAGCGGCUGCUCCCGCGGGGAAGAGGGAGGGCGCCCCGAGAGGCGGCUCCUCCUCCUCCUCGUCCUCCUGCUGCUGAUCCGCGGGGAGGGCGCGGGGCUUCCCUGCUUCACAGGGGAGAAGCGGCAGCGGAGGGAGCGCUGGGCUUGCCUGGGACCCCACCCUGCGGAGCCAGCCACGCAGCCCGGCUCCCCCCGCGGAAGCUGCCUGCAGGCCGGCGAGCGGAGGCAGCUCCUCCUUUUCUUUCUUUCUCGGGGAGAGGAGGCGCAGGAGCCGAUCCUGGCCGGCUGGGAGUCCCGUCGGGGCGCUGGUCGGAGGUAAGCUGUUCCGCUGGGGAGGUUUCUGGGGCGGGCUGAGGGGAUUCAGCUGCUUGGGGGACACACGCGUCAGUUCCCCGCUGGUGGAGUGUGAGGCGGGCUGGUUGGGGGGUAGACUUUAGGUUCAAUAAAGAACUGGUGUCGAGAGAGGGGACCACGGCGACCAGUUCCCCCCUUGGAACUGGUUUCUAGCCAAAGGCAGGACACCCGUCACCUCAAAGUUUUCAGGUGUCCUUGCCAAGCCUCCGCACAAGGAAGGAAAGUGUAGCCGGGUUGGAAGGAAAGUGUCAGCGUCUUAUAAAGGGCUGGGGUUGCUUGGGUCGAAAAAGAGAUAUUCCCAAGCCCCGGAAGCCAAGGGAAGUGCGCUUAUCUCCCCCAGGAAAGCUGCUAGUGGAAGUCCUCGUGGGGUCAGCCUUCAGGAUAUGUGGAAUAAGCACCAGUUUCUUCCUGCAGAGCUAAGCACAGACUCGAGGUCCCUUAAGGCUGAGGAUGAAUUACUUGCUGUCUAAUUUUUAUUAUUAGGGUGACUGGUAGCCUUGAAUGUUUAUUUUUAUGUGUAAAGUAAUCAUCUUUGUAUGCCUCUGUUGAUUCUGAGUAUGGAGCAGGAUGGGGGGGUGGCUAUUCUAGACUUACUAAAUGCAAGUUGUAAGGCUGUAAUUUUGCAGCUUGUGGAAUAAAUAAAUACAGGCUCCUAAUGGACAAGAGAUUCUGGCUGCCCCGUAUCAUGUUGCUUUGUACAAAACGUGUUCUGUCAGGCCUCUAGGAGAACACAGAGGAGGACACUUUGUUUUUGUUUUGCUUUACUUUGGAUCAGUCAAUCUGGAGUUCAUCAUAACAUAACAAGAACCCUAAAGGGUUAGGGCAAUGGUCUGGCAUCCGUUUCUCAAUAGCAUCCAACCAGAUACCUAUGGGAAGCCUGCAAGGAGGACCUGAGCACAACAGCAGGCCCCCACCUGUAUACUCUUUGAUUCCUAGCGACUCGCAUUCAGUGGCAUGCUGCCUCGGACAUUGGAGUCAGUAUGUCACUGUGGCUAGGAGCCAUUGGUAGCUUUAUUCUCCACGAAUUUGUCUCUAAUCCUUUUUAAAAGCUGUCCAAGUCGGUGGCAAUCACUACUUCUUCCUGAAAAGAUUGUACAUACAACCUAGAUUAAAAGUGUUGGAAAAGCCCACCCUUUAACCACCCUGUAACCACUUGGUUGGUAGAAAAGCUUAAAGCUUGCAAUCUUCCUCCCAGCUGAACUCCCUGAGGCUUACAAGUGUAUAAAGCUGCAUAGUGUGUUAAGGAGCAAGACAGAGAUCUUGAGCGUGCACGUUAGGAAAUGCCCUGUUGCUUUUAUUCAUGUGAUUAAUUGGCUACACCUUCAUCACAUGGACAUCCUGGGAAGGAGGGGUUCACUCUAGCAAAAUAGAAACAAUACAUGAACUGCACAAAAUCAGCAAAACUGCAGGGUAAAUGAACAUUCAGCAUAAUUAAGACACUGUGGAUAACACUUAAACAGUGCCUAAGCUUGGGUGAAUAAAAAUACCUGGUGCCAAGUUGACAUCAACAUAGAUGCCAGAGGACUCUUCUCUGGGAAGAACUUCCCAAAGCACUGAAAUGGUUGUCUCCCCAGUUGCUACCCUCCAUACCUUAGAAGAUGGAGGCACACUCAGGAAAGUUCUGAGGGUGAUAUUGGUCAGACUGGUAUAGGAAAAUAUGAUCCAACAAGUACUUUGUAUUUAAACUUUUAAAGUGAGCACCCCCACUUUGAAUUAAGCUCAGAAAUGGAUCAGGAGUCAGUGAAGCUGAUUCAACACCAAGAAGACAUACAGUGGUGCCUCGCAAGACGAAAUUAAUUCGUUCCGCAAGUCUCUUCGUCUUGCGAGUUUUUCGUCUUGCGAUGCACGGUUUCCCAUAGGAAUGCAUUGAAAAGCAAUGCGUUCCUAGGGAAACCGCCUUCCGACCUGGUCCGGGGACAGUCUGGCCCCGGACCUCUUCUGAAGGCUGGGGGGGCAAGGGCUUUCUUCCCACCCCCAGCAUUUUAAAACCCCGGGACAGCGGAGGACUUCUCCGCUGUCCGGGCGAUCUUAAAAUGCUGGCGGGCGGCAUUUUAAAAUCACCCCGGGACAGCGGAGGACUUCUCCGCUGUCCGGGCAAUUUAAAGCCCCUGGGAAGGCAGGCAGGGGGACAAAGACUUUGCCCCCGCCAGCCUUCAGAAGAGGUCCUGGACCUCUUCUGAAGGCGGGCGGGGGCGAAAGUCUUUGCUCCCCCGCCUUCAAAAGCCCUCCGGGACAGGCAGGCAGGGGAGCAAAGACUUUCGCCCCCGCCCGCCUUCAGAAGGUCUUCCCUCCCCCGCCCGGCUCGGAGCACCGUUCCGAGCCGGGCGGCGGCGGGAGGUCUUCCCUCCCCCGCCCGGCUCGGAGCACCGUUCCGGCCGGGCGGCGGCGGAGGUGUUCCCUCCCCCGCCCGGCUCGGAGCACCGCUCCGAGCCGGGCGGCGGGGAGGUCUUCCCUCCCCACCGCCCGGCUCGGAGCACCGCUCCGAGCCGGGCGGCGGCGGCAGGUGUUCCCUCCCCCGCCCGGCUCGGAGCACCGCUCCGAGCCGGGCGGCGGCGGCAGGUGUUCCCUCCCCCGCCCGGCUCGGAGGAGCCUUCCGAGCCCGGCGGCGGCGGGAGGAGGUGUCCCCGCCCCGCCGCCAGGCUUCGGAGGAGGUCCGAGGACAGUGGGGAAGACGCGCUGCGCUCCCCGCUGUCCCUGAGAUUUCCCUAUGGGCUGUCGUCUUGCGAAGCAAGCCCAUAGGGAAAUUCGUUUUGCGAAGCGCCUCCAAAACGGAAAACCCUUUCGUCUAGCGGGUUUUCCGUCUUGCGAGGCGUUCGUCUUGCGGGGUACCACUGUAGUUCCAGCACCCAUUCCCAGUUAGCAGCUUUUUCUGAAGGCAGCCUCAUGUUCAGAAUCAGCACAGUUCAGUGGUUUACUGGGGAGUAUUGAACACAAAGUUGCGUAAAGUCUAAGACAGAAUGAGAGUGGCUAAGUAUUAAUUCUGCUAGUAUAUAUAGUGAUAUGCAGCCUAGUGGAUAUCUUUCUGUGUGUGUUGUAUCCAUUUAGACCAGCAGUAUAGUCUGAAGGCACAUGAUGCAACAACGUUGUUAAAGUUAUCACUGGUUGAGUCUAGCCAGCGUUGGAAUGGGAGACUGCCAGUUUUGCCAUCAUGAAUUCUCUAGAGCAGCCUUGCCCAACCUGGUACCUGCCAGAUGUUUUGGACUACAGCUCCCAUCAUCCCUGUAGUCCAAAACAUCUGGAGGGUGCCAGUUUGGGAAAGUUUACUCUGAAGGAAAGGUGGGAUUCAUUUUUCAUUUUCACCAUAAGUUUCUCAUGAAAGAGAGCAGGUGGUUACAUUCACACACUGAAAUUUUCCAAGUAGAGUCAGUGAAACUUCUUGAGCAGCUAUGGUUCAGUAUCAAUAUAUUUCUCAGAGUGGCCUACAUUUUAUCUGUAUUACUGCCUGACUCUUGACUUGUAUGGUACAGCCUGGUAACCAGUUACUGACUGGUUGGCCUGGUGGGAGGGAUGCUUAUUAGGAGUUAACUCCUAAUAAGUCAAAUGCUACAUCCUCCUUUCUUUUAUACCAGCAAGAAAAUGAUGCUCCUGCUGUUUGUGAUGUUUGAAUGGUGACAUGUGCAAUACUGCAGCCUUUCUUUGAGGAACAAGGCGGAGAGAGAGCAAAGCACAACUUUGCAAAAAUAAUCUACCAAGCUGCAGAAGCAGUUUCUAGUUGCUGAUGUGGCUGUGUCAAAUGAGAGUUCAAAAGUUGCUACAUGAAGUAAAAAAGGCACAGCUUUGCCGUUGAAAAGAAAUCUUUAUGGCCUCCAUAUAUGGAAAGCAUGUUAAGAAAAAUGGACGGCUGGACUAGGAACCUAAAGGUUUUAUUUAAUAUUUUUUAUUCUACUGUGGGCUUCAAUCUGAAAUCCAUCCUGGGAUAGGUGGUGAAAGGAAGGCAAAAUACAUAUCACUUGGCAUUUAGAUCAGGAGGAGCUGUUCCUUAAAUGUGUUCCAUUUCUUUACAAUCACAUUUACCAGUGCUAUUUUAUCAUAGUUACAAAUAACAGAACUGACAUGUUGUUUCAUCUGACAAAAUGGGAAUAGGAAUAUACAGUAGAAGUGGGACCUGCAACAAAUUUUUGCAGGGUGGAGUGCUCUUGUUCAGUGUGUUUCAGCCAGUCAGUCAAGCCCUCCUCGGAGAUCCUCCUUUCCCACCCUCAACAGCCACUCAGCAUUCUGUGGCCAGUGACCCACAGUGGAGUGUUUGGGUGCUCCUCUCCUUAUGUUUUCCCUGCCCUAAAGGUUUUUGGUAUUUCCAAAAACCCCAGGGUUCCAUUCUUGUGGAAGGUGCAGUUUUGGCAACAUAAGCAGCAUCAAUUAAGUCUGAAACUUGGAAAUGGAGAACUGGACAUUGUCUUGUCCUGAGAAGUAAAGAUGAACUCAGUAAAUUUUUACAAAGCAAUGCAAGAGCAAAGGCAAUCAUAACUUCAAGUUAGGUUUGUCAAUUUGGUAGAUAUAAUCUCAGAAAUGUAGAGUCUGAAUGCACUAAAAUGAAACAGGGAAAGCGGGAAACUUUAGGUUGGGUUUAAUCUAGGUUAUGCCGCUCAUUAAUGUAUAUGUUCUACAGUAGAAAGAAGUUUUUAUACCCUGCCACCCGCUAAUAGAAAAUAUUACCUUGUAUAAACAAUCUAUUUCCUUGUUGCAGUUGCACUGUCAUUUAUAUAUGUAUGCAAUUAUUCUUACAGUGAAAUCCUAGCCAUGUCUAUUCAGAAGUAAGUUCUGUGGAAUUCAGUUGGGCUUACUACCAGAUAACAGAGUUAGGAUUGCAGCCUUAGUCAGAAAAAGGGUGUUUCCUUUAUAUGAGCAAGCAUGGAAAUUGCAGCACAUACACACAACACUUCCCCUCCCCCCAAGUUACAGAUUUUGGCAGUAAAAAGGUUUAUUGGUUUAAAUAAAUAAUAUACAUAGGUACUUACAUGUACAUAUAUACAUUAUGAUGCAGGAAGAUUUUCCCUAUGCUUUUUUUCAGUCCUGUGCAGAAAACUUGAUUGAGAUUUCUCAAAUAAACAAAAAUUAUGUAAUAAUUAUGUAAUAACAAACAAGACACAUAAGACAUACCUUUACGAUGAACUUAGUCUCGGUGGUACUUGUGGAUGCACAGGAAAAAAGAGAAAACUCAAACAAUCAUGAAGAAAUUAUCCAGACAGUAAUAUGGAAAGCCAUCAAAGAUAAUUUAUAGAUUUUAAGUUAAAGACCAAACACACAACACUUAAACUCCUUACUAGCUUCAUGUGUUUGCUAGAAUGUAACAACACAAUCAAAUUCAUGUCUGUUCAGAAGUAAACCCCGUUUUGUUCACUAGGGCUUACUCCUAAGUAAGGGUAUAGGAUUGACUCCUCAGGUUUGAAAUAUAAACACUGUUUCAAUACGUGCAGGACAAAUUGAUUGUAUAGGUGGCAAACUGGGCAUGUACAUCGGGCUAUCGUGGAAACAAAUCCUUGGUAUGUCUGCAGAAUCACAUUGCACCUGGUAAAAAGAUAGCUAUGCCUACACACAUUGCUAGGAGAUUUUGGAUCAGAUGCCACUGGAAUUCCUAAGACGUUGGAUAGCAUUAAAUGUCUCAUUGUGUCUUUGAAAGACUUGUGCCAGUUUGGACCUUGUAGCUGCAUAGCAUUGGGGAAUAGCAGGAAUCACACAGCUCACAAAUCCGUUUGCUUUGCCAUACUACCCCUGAAAUAUAACUUCAGCAAUAUAGGCAUCAUUUUUAUGUAGAGCAGUUUGCAAAAUUCCAUGAGAAAGGUCUAUCUUGUGUGUUUACCUGGAAUUAAGCUUAUGGAUUUCAAUAAUACUUCCUAAGUGAGCUUAGAAAGAUCACAACCUAAGUGUAAAUUGUACACUAGAGGAGUUUAUUUCUAUGUUUAGAAAGCAUCUAGCAUAACAGUAUAAAUAAUAAAUAGGACCUUUCUCUUGAAUUACAUCAGAUAAUCAGAUCUCACUGGACUGCCCAGUUGCAUUCAUGUUUAGCUCUCAUCUGAGCUGUAGAAAUUCCUCCCUUCCUCCACUAAUUCAUUCUGUUAGAAAAUAAAGAAGAAAUCCUUGUGUCCUAUGGAGAAUCCGCUUUUAUUUUUUCUGUUCCCUCUGCCCCAUCCAAGAUACAUAUAUUGGUACCCCAAAACCAGUAUUCCUGAGGAAAUCUACUUCCAGAUGGAAAUAAAUUGACCUCUGUAUCUUGAUUGGGGGGGGGGGGACUUACCAGAUUUUGCGUUUUGUAUCCUCCUUUAUAAAUUCCAAUUAAAACUGAAAGCAGAAAUAAAUUCUGGUUCAUCAUAUAACUGAUUCAUGCUCAGAAGAUAGAGUCAUUUACAGUACUGUUGUAUUCCUAGCUCAAGUACUAGCUCUGGGUGUAAUUUGAACCUGGGUGAAUAUAUUUUUCAAGCAUAGCUCUUUCUUUAGUCCAUCUGUGUGUGUGUGUGUGUGUGUGUGUGUGUGUGUGUGUGUUUGUUUGUUUCACAGUCCUUGGAGUCUCCAGAUCAAGGGGAUGUGUGUUAAAAGAUGUGAUCAACCAUCUUUAACCUGGAUGGUUCUGGUGUUGUUGACAUGAGUAAUUCUGCAGUUAAAAAUAGGGUGCAAACUUAAUUUAUAGCAGUAGGAUGUUGGUGUAUAUUGAUCUACAUUUUGUUCAUGUAGAAUUGGUGUUUAUUGUAACAUGUAGCUAUUCCAUUUUCAUGUGUGCAGCAAAUGUUACAGUAAAUAUGAGCACAUGAUCUGGUCUGUCUAACUGCUCCUUCCUAGCUACCUUUUCCAUGUAAUUUUGCAAUACAGUGGUACCUCAGGUUAAGUACAGUGAUACCUCAGGUUACAUACGCUUCAGGUUACAUAUGCUUCAGGUUACAGACUCCACUAACCCAGAAAUAAUACCUUGGGUUAAGUACUUUACUUCAGGAUGAGAAUUCGUUCCAGAGGUCCGUACUUAACCUGAAACUGUUCUUAACCUGAAGCACCACUUUAGCUAAUGGGGCCUCCUGCUGCCGCCGCGCCGUCGGAGCACGAUUUCAUCUGUUCUCAUCCUGAAGCAAAGUUCUUAACCUGAAGCACUAUGUCUGGGUUAGCGGAGUCUGUAACCUGAAGCGUAUGUAACCUGAGGUACCACUGUAUUGCUAAUUGUGUGCUUGCUCAAUGGUGUGGGUCAGGGCCUAUUAGCAAAUGCAACUUGCUGCUUGAAAUCUCUGUGAGUUGUGAUACCACUGCUUAUCUGUUUUUCUUGAAACUCCCAAAUAAUUAUUUCUUCUCAUAAAGUAGUAAGGUGUAUUGUCACAGUAUUUCUUCCUAUAGGCAUUUUUGAUUGGCUACUGUGAGAAAAGGAUGCUGAACUAGAUGGGCUAUUGGCCUGAUCCAACAGACUCUUCUUCUGAUGCAUAUGAUGUUAACAAUGCUGAAAAUUAAUUUAUGGCACCCUGGUCUUCUAAAUGAGCAUUACUGAGAAGAAGCAAAAUACCUUAUGCAUCCUUUCUAGAUGUUUGGCAGCUAUAAAAUUGUACCUAUGAUGCUGGUGACUGUUCCACAGGUUCUGUUUCAGUUGGAAUGUGUCACCCUGGGCUCCUUUGGGAGAAAGGAUGGGGUGUAAAUUGAAUAAAUAACAGCAAUAUGUUGCAAAUGUUCUAGCAAAAGUGAUCACUGUACCUCAUUCUGACUUUUUUUUUGUUUUGCUGGAGGAGAAGCUCAUAAGAUUGAGCAUUAAAAUUUAAGCUUUCUGUGAUUUAAUAUAUUUGUGUUUGUGCAGGUAUUCCAUUUCAUUCAUCCUGUGA